This is a messenger RNA of Musca vetustissima, 1330 nucleotides long. RefSeq names its product vacuolar protein sorting-associated protein 4 (gene Vps4). NCBI's taxonomy places the organism in Eukaryota, Metazoa, Arthropoda, Insecta, Diptera, Muscidae. Gene Ontology annotation, molecular function: ATP hydrolysis activity; ATP binding. Gene Ontology annotation, biological process: endosomal transport; vacuole organization. The transcript is spliced from 6 exons. The record is from RefSeq and is a predicted model, not a curated record. The coding region runs from base 1 to 1323 and encodes 440 amino acids.
AUGGCUGCUGGUACGACCCUACAAAAGGCUAUCGAUUUAGUGACAAAAGCCACCGAAGAGGAUCGCAAUAAAAACUAUGCUGAGGCUUUGCGUUUAUAUGAACACGGCGUGGAGUAUUUUCUUCAUGCCAUUAAAUAUGAGGCCCAAGGUGAAAAGGCCAAAGAUUCUAUACGGGCCAAAUGUCUGCAAUAUUUAGAUCGUGCCGAAAAACUUAAGGAAUACCUGAAGAAGGGCAAAAAGAAGCCUGUCAAGGAGGGUGAUUCGAGUUCCAAAGAUGACAAAGACAAGAAAAGCGAUAGUGAUUCGGAUGGUGAAGAUCCCGAAAAGAAGAAGCUACAAAGUAAAUUGGAAGGUGCCAUUGUCAUUGAAAAACCACAUGUCAAAUGGUCAGAUGUUGCCGGCUUGGAUGCCGCCAAGGAGGCCUUAAAAGAAGCCGUCAUUUUACCCAUUAAAUUUCCACAUCUCUUCACCGGCAAACGUAUUCCCUGGAAGGGUAUUUUACUCUUCGGUCCACCCGGUACUGGUAAAUCAUAUUUGGCUAAAGCUGUUGCCACCGAAGCAAACAAUUCAACAUUCUUCUCCGUAUCAAGUUCGGAUUUAAUGUCCAAAUGGUUGGGUGAAUCUGAGAAAUUGGUUAAAAAUCUCUUCGAAUUGGCCCGUCAACAUAAGCCAUCAAUUAUAUUUAUCGAUGAAAUUGAUUCAAUGUGUUCGGCACGUUCGGACAACGAGAAUGAUAGUGUACGUCGUAUUAAGACAGAAUUUCUGGUACAAAUGCAAGGUGUUGGUAAUGAUACAGAUGGCAUUUUGGUAUUGGGUGCCACCAAUAUUCCAUGGGUUUUGGAUUCCGCUAUACGUCGACGUUUUGAGAAGCGUAUUUAUAUACCGCUGCCGGAGGCCCAUGCACGUUUGGUUAUGUUCAAAAUACAUUUGGGCAACACGACACAUGUCUUGACCGAAGAGAAUUUACGAGAAUUGGCUGGAAAAACUGAGGGUUAUUCAGGUGCUGAUAUCUCAAUUGUAGUACGCGAUGCUCUUAUGGAACCUGUACGCAAAGUACAAACCGCCACACAUUUUAAGCGCGUCACUGGUCCCUCACCUACAAACAAGGAAAUCAUAUGUGACGAUUUACUGGUACCCUGUUCCCCAGGCGAUGAUGGCGCCAUUGAAAUGAGCUGGGUCGAUGUGCCCGGUGACAAACUAUUUGAGCCACCUGUAACAAUGCGCGAUAUGUUGAAGUCAUUGUCACGCACGAAGCCCACGGUCAAUGAAGAUGAUUUAAUAAAACUGCGUAAAUUCACAGAGGACUUUGGCCAAGAAGGCUAAGCGCCGC